AACAGAAUUACUGAUUACUAACCGAAACAUGUAAACAAUUCAAUAACAAUAUACUUAUUAGAAUAUUAAAGCGUGUCGAAAAUUGCGUUAUUGCGUUGUUCUCUAAUUGGCAGUCUUCUUCCAGUACGUUUUCUAGCCGACUAGUGUAUUCUCUAGCUUUUAUUAUGUGGGUCGAACUAGUUUUGAACGGCGUUUCGACCAUCAGUUAAAUCGUUGCGUAGGUGUCGAAAGUAAUUGGUCGUUGUCCGCCUACGGUGUAACAUCAUCAAUAUAUUACAUUAUUUAUUCACGUUCAUACAAUCAUAUCGUCUGGCCAUUGGAUCACAGUCGUCGCCAUGUCUGUCACCAUUCAGCAGAUACUGUCGGACGCAAAACGUUUAGCUUCCAAACUCAAAGAAGACGAUACGCAUGCGGACACAUUGCUUUCGCAAACGCAGUUUGUCUACAAGAAGAUCGACGCUAUGAAACAGUAUGCCGACGAUCUAUCGGAACUUAACGACAUGGAGGAAGGUGGCAUACCGCACGAAGAUCUGGUCAACUCGAUACGUACGGAAAGUCGGCAGCUCCAAGAGAUCGUGCGCGAAAACCAAAUACUCAGGGCCAUGGUCGCCGAACACCAGACUGCGCUCGAGAUGAUUAUGAGCAAAUAUCGGACACAAGUUUCCCAACUGCUGACGCAAACCAAAGAAGACAGACUGAUGUCCGAUCUGACGGCCAAAACUAUAGAAGAAAAAAACGAGCUGAUCGUACACCAAGAAGAGCGUAUCAAGGAGAUGAUGGCCGUAAUGAGUCUCGCUUGUCGUCUAGAAGCCGAAGAGGCUACUAAAAAAGAAGAGACUAUUGGUCGACUACAAACCGAAAACCAAACAUUGAGAAAACUUCUAAAAAUAUCCAGUGAUCUGAGUCCGACAGAAAAACCAUAAAAAAUAGCAGUCAUACAUUCUUAAAAUAUUUUAUUAUAAAUUUUUAAUAUAAUCAAAAUAUUAUUAAAUUCAAAUAGAAUAUAAGAUUCCAUAGGCUGUAUUUUGUUUUUUUUAAACAAGCUGUGUGCUUAAAACAAAUUUAGAAGUAACAAAACGUCAAACACAAUAAUUCGGACUUGCCGUAUAAUAUAUUCGUAAAAUUAUUAUAUAAUUAGAGAAAAAAAAAGAACAAACAUUUAUUUUACAAAAUAUAAUAAAAUUAGGAACCGUCGUCUA
Molecule: messenger RNA, 1199 nt
Organism: Adelges cooleyi (spruce gall adelgid)
Lineage: Eukaryota; Metazoa; Arthropoda; Insecta; Hemiptera; Adelgidae
Product: FGFR1 oncogene partner 2 homolog
Exons: 4
Coding region: 336-923 (195 amino acids)
Source: RefSeq, a predicted model, not a curated record